Venturia canescens is the source of this 9071-nucleotide messenger RNA. It is a transcript of the gene MESR4, whose product is annotated as misexpression suppressor of ras 4. Lineage: Eukaryota; Metazoa; Arthropoda; Insecta; Hymenoptera; Ichneumonidae. Bases 1126 to 7455 code for a protein of 2109 amino acids. The transcript is spliced from 2 exons. Gene Ontology annotation, molecular function: DNA-binding transcription factor activity, RNA polymerase II-specific; RNA polymerase II transcription regulatory region sequence-specific DNA binding. The record is from RefSeq and is a predicted model, not a curated record. Gene Ontology annotation, biological process: regulation of transcription by RNA polymerase II. Gene Ontology annotation, cellular component: nucleus.
GAAGCCGCGUUGUCGAUAUCAUUAUCGCAGUAAAAAAAACGGAAAAAAUAUAAAUGAAAGUAAAAAGAAUUCGCCGGUAGAAACAGUAGAUAAGAGGAGAAUGCCGGAUACUUCGAAAUUAGUGAAUCUCGUGACUGGAGUUUCGCGAACUCGGUUGAGAGAAGCUCGGAUCGUAGAAUCAAAGAGCAUUGGCGGAUGUAUAGGAGAGACGGUGGUAGAACAACCGAGGGCCGGCUUCGCUCAUCGUGCGUGUGAGCGUGUCUAACGUCCCGGAUAGUUCAUUUCAAUAACUGAUCGUCUUUCGUCGAGAGAACACCUCGCAUAACCUAGCUAGCUGCUUGCGUUUUUUUUCCCGCGCGCGUGUGUGUGUGCGUGCGUAUGAAAAAGACAGAGAAACCGCGAGGAACAUUUCACAAGCCCGCGUAUGAGGAGGCAAUAAAAAAGUGGAAAAAAAACGCGUGAACAAGUGUUAUAUAGUGCGUGUCUGGCCGCUGGCCCGGGCCAUGACAAAAGGUGGCAUCACUGCCCCCGCCGUCGCAAGUUAAAGCAUAAAGUGUGUUUUCGUCAAUGUCGCGAAAUCCGCGCAACUAUGUAGUUAUCGUCUGUAUUCAACAUUUACCAGGAGUUUUCAAGUGUAACAUGUAAUUUAGUUCUGUGACUAAUAUUCGAAAGAGCGGAGGUGUGAUUAUCAAAACCACAUAUAAGAUCAACGACAACAAAAAAAAAGGGAACAACACUUUUGACUGAAUGUUUCUCGUGCCUCGUUCUCGACGUCGUCGUCGUCGUCGUCGCGGUCGUCCGACUAUGACGCCAUUUUAACUAACCUUUUCGGCGGCGUACAUCGCCGACGAGACAAAAAAAAGAAUUAUAAAAACCGUGAAUACUCGCCAGUCGUAUCGGUGCGAUCGGCUUUCCUCGAUUCCGAACAAAGGAUAUCGUUUUAGACUCCUGACCAACGAUUGUCAACGUUAAAGUUUGGAGAAAAAGUAUAAAAUACCCAGAAACAGACGUCGCCACGACAUUGUGUCGUAAUCUCGCGUACAGGAAUCGUUAUUCGAGAAUUCAACGUUAUACGAGUACAACGACGCGAGGAAUCAAACUGUGCCGAGCUGCAGAAGCGCUAUUAUGGAAGAUGAGGAUGUCGAGGGUCGAAACGCAGAUGUCAGGAAGAGCACGGAAGAUAGAAAAGAAGAUUUGGGCAACGAGGAGACAGCGGAGGGGAAGGAGACAAAGCCGGAUACAUCGUCGGGUUUGGGUAUAGCGACGGAGAGUGGGAAGGAAGAGGCAAAGGUUAAAGAGAAUGAGGAAAAGAAUUGCGUCGAGAGGAAUUUGGAGAAUUCACCCUUGCGGAAUAAUGUCGGAGGUGAGAGUCCGAGAACGAAAGUGACUUUUAAGGGUUUGAAAAAGCGAAUUCUCGGCCAAACACGGUUGAAUCAAACGUCAGUGACGAAUAAUCGUUCGACAGGAAAAAAGAGGAGGGAAAAGAGGUCGAUAUCAACGAGUAUUACGCGGGAAGUGAAAAGAGGAAAAAUCACUGAGUACGCUCAAUAUCUCGGUCUUCAACCUGCUUCGAACAAGACAAAUUGCGCAACUUGUCGAGGAACGACAACGACUAAUUCGUGCGAUCCAUCGAUGCUCAACCAAUGCACCUGCCCCCCAGGUAUAAUGACGCAAUCGACGGGAUACCCGUCGCCGGGAACCUCGGAUUCGUGCUCGAGCAAUCCAGCCACGACGACGCCCGCGACGGCUCAAAAUUCUGCGAAUAAUUUUCGUAUUACGCGCAAGGUUUAUUUGUGCGCGGCUUGCGGCACGUACUUUGAAAAUUGGAAUUUGUUUUUGCACAUGAGAGAGAUACACAAGCGUCACAUAUGCCUAUUUUGCCUUGGUAUGUUCGGUCAAGCUGAGCGGCUCUCUUAUCAUUUGACGAAGAAGCACAACGUACCUGAGACGACAUUCACAUCGGUCGAGGAUUUUUACAACGUCUUCAAAGGAUCGUGUUACUUGAUUUGUUGUACGUGCGAAAAAGUAUUCGCUGAGACUGAUAAUUUUUACAAUCACUUUUGUUCACCGGUGCAAAAAGGACGCGGUACAGUUGCCAGUGAAAUUUGCACGUUUUGUCGUCAGAGCGUGAACAAUCAUUCGAGCAUGUGCACCGGUGGGCAAACGGAGACUCGAGAAUCGUCGCAAACGACAAACGUCGUUUCACCGGGAGUUCCAAGCGUCCCGGGGAAACCCGUGGACGCGAAAAGCCUGGCACGGUCGAAUAAACGUCUUCUCAAGAACAACAGGCUAAAACACAACGAUUUUUCCGCUCUGACCUCUUAUCAACAAAGAAUGGCGAUGCUGUACGCAAAAAAGCCGAUAAUAAGAGCCCCGGAACCGCCUGCAGCAGCAGCAGCAACAGCAGCAGCAGCAGAAAUCGUUGAGGAUUCGUCAACGUUCGGGAACUUUGAAACCGGAAAAACGACGACGACUCCGAUCCCCGCAACGACCGCGUCGCCGACUCCAAUCCCAACAACUCCGUCGAUCAACGCGACAAGCUCCGAUGCGAUGAGCGCGCUGAGAGACACAGUUUCCGAAACGAUAAUGGAAGUCUCCAAAUGCACCGAUGAAUCUCGAUUAAAAGAAAUGCUGAACGAGCCCUGCGUUCGGAGCGGCGUUAUCGAGGUCAACAGCUCGACGAUCAAAAUCGUCUCGUCCCCCUCGCCCUCCUUCUCGUCCUCCUCGCUGUCUUCGCCAAUUCGACAACAGAACGAGCCUGGCGGAUGUUACGACAGCGUAACCGAGACCAUAAUGGAAGUAUCGCGCUGUCACAACGCCAUGGAAAGCAGCGAAGACGAGGACGACGAUAAAGAAGAUUCGCACAAUCGUUUCGGGAGAAACGAGACGAGCAGUCGCGACAGCGACGCCGACGCCCUGGUAAUGGACGAGCCGGGGCUCAGCGACAACGAGGAAGCCCCCAGUAUCGACCAGCACUACGAUGACAGAUUGAAGAACUCGUUAAAGACCGGUACGACGAACGAGAGGCGGCGAAAAAGACGAAAAACAAUGCACAGGCGGAACGAGGAGAACGCUCGAGCCUGCGAUACCGACGAGACUUCCAGUGGCAGCGAUAACGAAGCUGCCAGUCCAAAUCACGAGUCUCCUAACACAGCCUCGAGUAUAUUUCGGUCGAGGCAGCAGCACGAGGCUGAACGGGAACGUAGUAUUUCUCAAUCGAGCACUUCCCCUGAAAAAGAAUCUCAAGCGACUUCGGUCUCGUUCACAACGGUCAACACGACCGACCGUAGUUUAGUCAUUAAAAUCUGUACAAAUAGAAACGCGAGGUUCUCCGUUUCGAGGAGUACCGCCAACGGCAAUAACGAGAGUCACGACACCAGUCGAGAGUCCGAGGAGAACAACAACGCCGAGGACUCUGCGUCUGAGAGCAAAUUUUCCAAUCACUCGGAGCGCGGGGAUCGAGAUAGUGUAAAUAGUCACGAGGAGGAGGAAGAGGAGGAAGAAGGGGAGGAAGGGGGAGACGAGGACGAGGGGCAGAGCGACAACAACAGCGUCAAACUGUCGAUCGACGAUACGAAACAAGUCGAAGAUGAACCGAAACUUUCCGCGGAUAAUAUACCCCCGGAGAGUAGCGAUUCCGUUCCAGUCGAGAACGCUCAAACACCGAAACCCGAAGCAACGGAGAAUUCCACGGAGGACAUUCGAUUCAGCGGAGAGAAAAUCAGCGAAGAAGCCGAAACGAUGGAGACGAAGCGAGAGGACGAGGAAAAAGAGGAAAAAACGAUAAAAUCGAGCCUCGAAGUCGAGACCGAUGGAAUAAUCCUCGCCUCCGAGGACGUCCCCAGCAUUGAUUUAAACGUCGAAGGAAUCCUCGAAUCCAUGGAAAUCGAAGACCUCCUCAAACGCUGCAUAAGCGCAGCGAGCGGCUAUUGCGUUUACUGUAAUCACGCCCGUCACAUCGCUGUAAACGGCAAACAAUUGGGUCUCCACGUACUUGCGGAGCAUCGUUUUCAGCCGCAACAUCCCGCUAUAAUAAUACAACGCGAACAGUUGAUCGUUCUACUGAAAAAAUCGUUGAACGAGGUCGAAACUAAAUUCUUCAAUCUCGACUCUUACGACAGCACAAACGGCACUUACCACAUCGCAGCGCCACGAAUUUUCGAGUGCUUUCAUUGUAGAUAUCACAGUCUCGUGCACAAGGAAAUUUACCUCCAUAAUCGUAAGAUGCAUCAAAAAACUAUUCUCAUCUGCAUCAUGUGCAAAUCGACGUUUUACAGCUACAGCGAACUUCUUUGCCAUCUUUGUCCCGGUGUUUACUCGCCGAAUAUAAACGUCACGUACAGAUGUUGCCUGUGCCCCGUGACGAAUUUACCCUCGGCUUUUCGUCUGAUGGUCCACUUGCGGAAGCGGCAUCACUCGUGCGACGUUUGCCUCGAAUCGACCGGAAAUCAGCAGCGUCUUUCGAACCACGUUUGGAAACACAAGCUCCAUCAUCUCUGUUAUCGUUGCGGUAUCGCUUAUCGGAAUAAGCCCGACAUAACGAAGCACUUGUUCUGGAAGCACGGGACUGAGAGCGUACUUUGUAAAAAGUGUUUGCAGAAAAAGUGGCCUCACGUUUAUCACUUUUGCAUACCGCCGACCGCGUUCGUGUGCGAAGAAUGUACUUCCUCCUUCACGAGGGCGGUCGCUCUCAAAGUCCACAAAAGAUUGCACUCCGGUGAUCGGCCCUACGGUUGCAGCGAGUGCGACGAACGUUUCAUUUCGAAAAAACUCGCAACAAAACACGAAACGAGGCAUCGGGAGCCGGAGAUCGUUCAACCGGAAGUUGCGGAUAAAGAGAAAAACGGAACGGCCACGAAUGAGGAAUUCGCCUCGGACAAGGGGCUCGUGGAAAGCUUGAAAGAGGAAACGACGAAAGCUGAACCGGCGAUCCUGACGACAGAAGCUGCUACGAGCCCGACAACGGGAAUCGCGACGGCCAUGGAAACAACGACGAGCUCGGGCACGACUGCGACUCCCGAAGGAAGUGAAAACGCGCCUGCCCCGGUCAGCGAAACCAAAGAGCCCAAAGAACCGGUCAAGAAAGUCGUCGACGUUUACGACCUGCCGCCACUCAAUCUUUCCUCCGACAGUGACAGCGACGUCGAAGAAACCCCAGCUCCGGAAGUUGCCGCGAAAGAUCGUGCGGAUGGAAUCGCCGAGGAGCAAUCAAGAAGCGAAGCAAAGACGAACGAGGCGCUUGGCGAACCGGGGUGGAAUUCCAGCGCUCCCGGGGACCCGAGCGACCGCGUCGUCGACGUGGAACUCAACGAGGAAGAGAAGGAGGAAGAAGCCCAGAUAAUGGACGGUAUUUGGGACAAUUUCAAAUCCUACGCUGCCAGCCUCGAACAGCGCGAGGCGAUUGGCGACGAGAAAAAGGAGGAGGAGCUGAGUCGCGAGGAUUUGUGUAAAAUAAUCCUAGCCGAUCACGAUUAUUGCGUCGUUUACACGGACAAAAGCGGCGAUGAGGAGGCCAAAGAGGAGGACGAUCCCACGAAGAACGAGGACAACGCUAGCACGAUGGAAGGCGAGCAUGAUUAUGGCCACAAAGUAGCUAAAAGCCCUUCGAACACGAGCGUCGUAUUGAAUUGCGACAGUGACACGAACACCGCAGCGCUCACCGGGACCAAGAGGAAGAAAGAAAAGUCACCAAAGAAAAAGCUCAGCAACGAUUCUUCGAGCGAGUCAUCGAGCGACAGCGAUUCGAGCAGUUGUUCCUGCGGCACUAACUGCAGCUGCAGCAGUUCCUCGACCGGAAGUUCCUCCAGCUCGAGCAGCAGUUCCGAUUCCGAUAGUUCCGCCUCGGAGAGCUCGCCGAAGAAACAAUCCGCGAGGAAAGAACGUCGCCGGGACAAAGAGAAGGAGGAUAAAGAAGUCGGGGCUCCAACGUCCGUGGAAAAUGCGAAAAACGACGCGACCAAAGUCGAGUCACCGGAGGAAAAGGUCGAGGAAAGGUUGAACGUCGAGGAGGAGACCGAGCGCAAAGUAAACGUCGAGGAGCCGGGCGAACCCCACGUCGAAGUGAACGAUCGUCCUGCCAGCCCUCAAUUAAUAUUCCGAGAAUCCGACCUUGAGACCGACGAAACCGAAACCGACGAAGACUUUUACGACGAACAUCCUCAGCAGCUCGCUAAUAAACUGCUCGCCGAAAAGAGGAACCAACUGAUGUUACUCGCCACCGUUGCACCUCCGGUGACCGACACAACGAUCCUCCAUCAACCUGUUGCCGAGAGCCUCAACAACGGAAUCCUGGAGCCAGCGAUCGGGGGCGUUAAUUCCGUCGAAACUGUGCUCAACACGAGCGUCGAAGACGAUGAAAACGGAGCGGCUCUAGCAGCGGUAACGCCAGUACCAACAGCGACGUCAACGGCGUCGAGAAAACGCGUAAAAAUGAAGAAAAGAAGAAAAACCGAGCGCCCUAAAACGACGAAGCCAGUAGCCCCAGCGUCGACGCCAGUAGCCGCACCAACGCCGCCGCCGACCGUCGAGUCGAUCAAAUUGAACAUUCCAAAAUCUUUUUACGAUAAGAAACCUAAAAAAUUCGGCUCCAAGGCGGCCCCGUUGAUAACGGUCGUACCCAGUCGUUCCUCGACCCCAUCGUCGAUGAUGAAUUCCUCGCAGCAUUCCGAACCGGGACCUAAGUUAUUAAAUGACAAAGCAGGAAGAUUGAGUUUGGGUGGGAGCGGCUCGGAGAACGAGAACAAAAGAUCCUCCAAGAGAAAACGGGUGCCCAAGAGAUUCUACGGCGAUUCGAGCGAGGACGAAGCGACGCAUCAGCACCAUCAUGAGCCCCAGCAACAGCAUUACACCCAGCCGAACCUUAAAUGGCGGAAGGUCGAACAGCCCUCCCCGGUCGUACCAUCCGUGACGAUAAAAGCCCCGGUGCAGCAGCAGCAGCAACAACAACGAGUCGUAACGAGCCCUCUCGUCGUCCCACCGAGCAACGCGAACUACGCAACGAAAAGCGUGACUCUGCGACUCUCGGGGUUUGAUCGUCCCAUGGAAAGGAUCGUACCGAUCGUCACCGGGCCCUCAGAAUCCGAGGAACAAGCCGAAAGUUCGAGCGCCGAAUCGAGCGAAGCUGAGGAACGGAGCGUCGUCGAGGCUCCGAGACCGAGCCAUCCACCGGCUCCGGUCCCGCAUCUCGUUGUGCCAAACUCGACUCAUAUCCCACCGAGCAUCGCCCCCGCUCCCGGCGUCGCCGGCGGCCCCGAACGCUCGGUAAAUCUCUACUGCUAUUGUCAGUGCCCCUACGACGAAGUAUCCGAAAUGAUCGCCUGCGACGGUAACGACUGUCGCAUCGAGUGGUUCCACUUCGAAUGCGUCGGAAUAAUGGUACCCCCCAAAGGCAAAUGGUACUGUCCCGAUUGUCGGAAAAAAGACUCGAGUCUCGUCAACGACGAUUUUCUCGAAUAAUAUUUUAAACGCGAUUCCCGUGUGCUUCGAUUUAUCAAAUAAUUGAACUUUAAUUAAAUUUAUUGAUAAAAGGAGGCGGCGUCGAAAUAACGACAAAUUCAGAGACAUUUGGAGUGAUAGAAAUGCGCUUUUUAGAUAUACAUACACAAAUUACUAUGUUUCAAGGGAGAAGUAAGAGCAAGUGAUGAUCGAUCGAUAACCGAGUUGAGGAAAGCACUGUUCGAGUCUUUCGUAUGCUAAUUAAAUAUGAUUCAGUGGCUAUUAAAUACUCGAUAAGCCCCUCUCACCGCACUCGGUUCUAAAUUCGUUGCUAAAACUUCGUUUCGCACUAGUUCCUCCCUCGUUGUUUUCAUCGUUUUAUUAUUAUUCUCAUUCUCAAUCGAGGACGUGAUAAAUAAUAAGAAUAAACAAAAUAACACAAAUGAGUAAACAACACACUGUUUGUAAAUACGUGUAAAUAAGGAGAAACUAAGCAAGGGACUCGCGAAUCGCAAAGUCGGCCUCUCCGAUACGAUCAAACCUUCGAAUCGUUGUAGAUUCAAUAUCGCGCUCUACGUUUCAGAUAUAUUAUUCUAAGAGGAUGAAAUAUGUGCGGUCCCAUGAUUUAGAGUUUGUAACGAAAUGAAGAUAAGAUUUAUCCUCGUGUAAAUUUGUUUGUAUCUUUAAAGGAAGAAGAAAAACAAAGAUCAAUGGAACUAAAAAAUCGAACGACCGAGAUUUGUAGUAUUCAAUUGUUUUUUUUCAAUGGUGAGAAAAGAGAUUAACGAUAAACGACGUAUGAUUUUGAGCGACGACGAUGCUGCGUUCGUUAUUUGAAAACUGCACGCGCGCGCCAUACCUGCGAGAUGGCCUCGCGCAGUUGAAACCUUGCGUCACACGUUUUCUUUCUCAUUCUAUGUUUUUCUUUUCGUUCUUCGCAUCCUUCGGCAUACGGAGUUUGAGAAAUUCGACGGUUACAUUUUCGUUUUAACCGCUCGGACGCACUGCUGGCAGUGUAAGCGCCUGCAUUUCCCUUUGUUCGCAUUGUCUCUUGUUUCUCUCGCUAAAUCCUGCCCCGCGAGAGAACAUUUCCAUUCGAGAACCAUUUUAAAGUGACUUUUCAACAAAACAUAGUAUUUUAUUCCAUUUUAUUUCAGUUUGAAAGGUUUAAACGUUUGAAAUUUUAUAUAAAAAACGAACAAUGAUGAAUUUCAAGAUUUUGGACUCUGCCUCAUUCUAACGAGACUCGCGACUCCGCCAACCAUGUUUCAAGUCCAACGAAAAUAAUCCUUUCUCAGAGUGCACGGCGCUUUCGAAAUACCAAAUAAAAUUAUGAUUAAACGAUAAAUUGACGAAAAACAAAAUAAAAGCUUUCGCUCGUUGUCAUCAUUUUUGGGUAAAAUAAUUUUAGGGAAUAAAAAUAAGAAGCUUAUACGCUGUAAGAGAGGGAAGAGCCGAGAAUUAACCCGUUGUAAUAGAGAAUUUGAAUUUUUUAAAUUUCUUUUAGGGUUAUUCAGUUGAUGAAUAAACGAAACAAAAAAAACCUGCAAAUAAGAUAAACACGAAGAGGAGUGUGUUGGGCGGCUGAAAGGAAGCAAGUUUUGUAGAUAAACCAUUAAACUGCCUUCGAUCGUUCA